Aphidius gifuensis is the source of this 4681-nucleotide messenger RNA. RefSeq names its product rho-associated protein kinase 1-like. The record is from RefSeq and is a predicted model, not a curated record. NCBI's taxonomy places the organism in Eukaryota, Metazoa, Arthropoda, Insecta, Hymenoptera, Braconidae. Gene Ontology annotation, biological process: regulation of cell junction assembly; embryonic morphogenesis; Rho protein signal transduction. Gene Ontology annotation, molecular function: Rho-dependent protein serine/threonine kinase activity; small GTPase binding; ATP binding. Gene Ontology annotation, cellular component: cytoskeleton; cytoplasm.
UGGCGCAUGCACGGCUCAGCUGGUAUAUACCAAUAAAAAAAAGGUUAUUUGCCGAAUUAAAAUAAUAUAUUUUUUACUUGUUAUUUUUUCAAUCAAAUAAAACAAGUGCUGGACACUGUAAUAUUCAUAAAAUAGGAGAUAAAAUGGAUUUGAAUGAUGUGGUAUUUGUUGAUGCAAAAGUGUCAUUGCAUCAUUGCACUUAGUUAAUGAAUGAAAAAAAAGAAAAAGAAACCUAUAAAUUCACAAGGUAUCAUUUACAAUAUUAUUAUUUCUUUUUUUUUUUUUUUAUUUAUUUAUUAUUUUUAAUGAGUCAACAAGACAAGUGGUGGAAUAAGUUAAACGUGUCAUUGUGAAAAUAAUAAUAAAUAUAUAGGUGUAUAUUAUAAAAAUUGAUAGUGUGUGAAAAAAAAAAAAAGUGUAAAAGAAAAACAAAUAAUAAUAAAUAUGGAGGGUGUUCGUGAUGAAGAUAGAAACAAACGUUUAAAAAUGUUGGAGGAUAAAAUAAAAGAUCCAAGAAGUGUAUCAAAUAUUGAUUGUUUAUUAGAUACUGUACAGGCACUUGUUGCUGAUUGUGAUCAUUCAAGUGUUAAACGAAUGAAAAAUAUUGAAACUUAUAUGAAUCGAUAUGAUUCAGUUGCUCGUGAUAUAUGUAAAAUGCGCAUGCGUACUGAUGAUUUUACAUUAAUUAAAGUAAUUGGACGUGGUGCAUUUGGUGAAGUACAAUUGGUACGUCAUAAUUCAACAAAAAAAGUAUAUGCUAUGAAAUUAUUGAGUAAAUUUGAAAUGAUAAAACGUUCAGAUUCAGCAUUUUUUUGGGAAGAACGUGAUAUAAUGGCACAUGCAAAUUCCGAAUGGAUUGUACAAUUACAUUUUGCAUUUCAAGAUAAUAAAUAUCUUUAUAUGGUUAUGGAUUAUAUGCCUGGUGGUGAUUUAGUUACUUUAAUGGGUAAUUAUGAUGUACCAGAAAAAUGGGCAAAAUUUUAUUGUGCUGAAGUUGUAUUAGCACUUGAUGCUAUUCAUAAUAUGGGUUUUGUACAUAGAGAUGUUAAACCAGAUAAUAUGUUACUUGAUAAAUAUGGACAUUUAAAACUUGCUGAUUUUGGUACAUGUAUGAGAAUGGAUAGUGAUGGUUUAGUUAGAUCAGAUACUGCAGUUGGUACACCAGAUUAUAUAUCACCAGAAGUAUUACAAUCACAAGGUGGUGAAGGUGUUUAUGGACGUGAAUGUGAUUGGUGGUCUGUUGGUGUAUUUUUAUAUGAAAUGUUAGUUGGUGAUACACCAUUUUAUGCUGAUUCACUUGUUGGUACAUAUUCAAAAAUUAUGGAUCAUCGUAAUUCAUUAGAAUUUCCAACUGAAUUUGAUAUAUCUGAAUUAGCUAAAAAUUUAAUAUCAGCAUUUUUAAUUGAUCGUAAUAAUAGAUUAGGUAGAAAUGGUAUUGAUGAAAUUAAAUUACAUCCAUUUUUUAAUAAUGAUCAAUGGACAUUUGAUAAUUUACGUGAAUGUGUACCACCAGUUGUACCAGAAUUAUCUGGUGAUGAUGAUACAAGUAAUUUUGAUGAAGUUGAAAAAGAAGAUACAUCUGAAGAAAGUUUUCCAAUACCAAAAGCAUUUUCUGGUGAUCAUUUACCAUUUAUUGGUUUUACAUAUUCUGGUGAUUAUAAAUAUCUUAAUAAUAAUAAUAAUAAUAAUAGUAAUAAUAAUAAUAAUUGUGGUAAUGAAAGUGUUGAUGGACAUGAUAAUCAUAUUAAUAAUAAUGGUAUUAUUAAUGAUGAUAUUAAAAUAACACAAUUAGAAAAUAUAAUUGAAAAUGAAAAAAGACAAGUUGAACUAUUAGAACAACGUCAUCGUACAUUAACAACACAAUUUGAAGAAUUAACACAACGUGAAAUAAUAUUACGUGAUGAAGCUGGACGUGCUGAUAAAGAUUUAACAAUAUUACGACAUAAUUAUAAAGAAAUACAACGACGUAUUGAUCAUGAAAUUGAUUUACGUAGAAAAGCUGAAAAUUUAUUAGCUGAUUUAAAAAAAAAAUUUGAUGAUGAACAAAAUAAAAGAGCUAGAGAUGCAACAACAUUUCAACAAACAUCUGAUAGAGUACGUACACUUGAAAAACAAAUUAAAGAAAUGCAAUCAAAACUUGAAAGAGAUACUGAAUCAGCAACAAGAGUUAGAAAUUUAUCAACUGAAGUUGCUGUUGGACGUGAAACAAUAAAACAAUUAGAAAAUGAAUUACAACAAUCAAAAAUAUUAUUACAAACACAAACAGAUGUAUUACAACAAGAAGUUGCAACAUUACAAGGACAAUUAUCAAAAGAACGUAGUUCAAGAAGUCAAGCAUCAAAUUUAACAGCUGAACUUGAAUCACGUUUAUCAUCAUUAUAUACUGAACUUGAACGUAGUCGUGAAAAAGAAGAAAAAGCAACACAAGAUAAUAGACAACUUAAUGAACGUGUAUCAGCAUUAGAAAAAGAAGCAGCUAGUUUAUCAUUGGAACUUAAAGCAGUACAAUCAAAAUAUAAACAAGAAGUUCUUGCACAUCAUGAGACUGAAAGAUCAAGAAUGUUAUCAAAAGAAGAAGCAAAUAUGGAAGCUGUAAAAGCUUUACAAGUCAAGCUCAAUGAAGAAAAAAAUGGCAGACAAAGAGCUGAAUUAUUGGCACAAGAAAAAGAACGUCAAACAUCAAUGUUGUCAGUUGAUUAUCGUCAAAUACAACAAAGAUUACAAAAACUUGAGGGUGAACAUAGACAGGAAGUUGAAAAAGUUAAAGCAUUACAAGGACAAGUUGAACAAGAACAACAAAAACGUAAUGUAUUACAAACAGAAUUAGCACAACAAUCAUCAGAUGCUGGUAGAUUACGUGCACGUGAACAACAGCUUGUUGUUGAAGUUGGUCAAUUACGUGAAGCUAAACGUCAAAUUGAAGAAGAAUUACAUAAUUUAAAAACACAAAGAAAUGUUGAUUUAUUACAAACAAAAGAAUUACAAGAACAACUUGAAGCUGAAGCAUAUUUUUCAACAUUAUAUAAAACUCAAACACAAGAAUUACGUGAAGAACUUGAUGAAAAAACUCGUAUACAACAAGAAUCAGAUGAAGAAAGAAUUUCAUUGGUACAUCAAUUACAAUUAUCAUUAGCACGUGGUGAUAGUGAAGCAUUAGCACGUUCAAUUGCUGAAGAAACAGUUGCUGAUUUAGAAAAAGAACGUACAAUGAAAGAAUUAGAAUAUAAAGAUGGUCUUGUUAAACAUCAUCAUGAAAUUGCAACAAAAGAACAAAUUAUCAAUAGAUUAAAAGAUAAUGAAAAUGAAUUAAAAAAAAAUAUUGAACAACAUAUUAAAGAUAAAGAUGAACUUAAUAAAAAAAUUAAAGAAAAUAAUGAUGAACUUAUUAAAUCACAAAUUGAUCAAGAUGAAGUUGAUAAAUUAAAUGCUAAAGUUAAAACUGAACAAUUAUUAAAACAACAAGCAAUUAAUAAAUUAACACAAGUACUUAAUAGAAAAGAUAUGGUUGUGGUACAUGGUGGUAAAAAUAAAAAAGCAUCAUCUGCUGAUUUACGUAGAAAAGAAAAAGAAUGUCGUAGAUUACAACAAGAAAUAACACAAGAACGUGAAAAAUAUUCACAAUUUACAGCUAAAUUUCAAAAAGAUUUUCAAGAUUUACAAGCUCAACUUGUUGAAGAAAAUCAAUCAAAAUUACGUUUACAAAUGGAAUUAGAUUCAAAAGAUUCAGAAAUUGAAACAUUACAAAUGAAAAUAUCAUCAAUGAAUUCAGAAACAGCAAGUGUAUCAUCAAUUGAAAAUGAUGGUGAUGAUUCUGUAUUACCAGAUCAUGGUGCAAGAAGACUUGAAGGAUUUUUACAUGUACCAAAUAAACAAAAUAUUAAAAGACACGGUUGGAAAAAACAACUUGUAAGCUUUCAUGUUAGAUCAGUUACACAAGGUGAUGUUAUUAGAGCAGACGCCAAAGAUAUUCCUAGGAUAUUUCAGUUACUUUAUGCUGGUGAAGGUGAAGCAAGACGUCCUGGUGAUGAAGGAAAUACAUUACCAACUCCAGAGUUACCUCAAUUGACUGAUAAACCUGGUACUCAACCAGUUAAAGGUCAUGAAUUUAUUUCAAUAUCAUAUCACAUGCCAACAACAUGUGAAGUAUGCUCUAAACAACUUUGGCACAUGUUUAGACCACCACCAGCACUUGAAUGUCGAAGAUGUCAUAUAAAAGUACAUAAAGAACAUCAAAAAGAAGAUACGAUUGCACCUUGUAAAUUACAUUAUGAUCCAAAUAGUGCACGUGAACUUUUAUUACUUGCUGGUAGUCCAGAUGAUCAAAAAUAUUGGGUAACACGUUUAUCAAGACGCAUACAAAAAUGUGGAUAUAAAGCAAAUUCACAUGUUGAUUGUACUGGACAACGUGUAUCACCAAGAGAAUCAACAAGAUCAACACUCAAGCCAUUUUUAUCUGUUCAACAAAGAUCUGCAACUUUACCAGCAAAUGCAAGCAUGGGAAAAUAAAAACGAAAUCAAUUUUUUUUUUUUCUUUGAUUAAUUUUUUCUCUAAUUAUUAUACAAAUUUGAUGAAGCUAAAAAGCUCGCCAGUGCUAUUAAUCAUGUUGCUUCGUUAUGAUAAUAGAACCUGAUAAAAAACAACAAGAAAAAAAAAAAGAAAAACGAAUCUCAAUUGUCAAAA